Molecule: messenger RNA, 2454 nt
Organism: Anoplopoma fimbria (sablefish)
Lineage: Eukaryota; Metazoa; Chordata; Actinopteri; Perciformes; Anoplopomatidae
Product: forkhead box protein N2
Exons: 5
Coding region: 342-1484 (380 amino acids)
Biological process (GO): regulation of DNA-templated transcription
Cellular component (GO): nucleus
Molecular function (GO): DNA-binding transcription factor activity; cis-regulatory region sequence-specific DNA binding
Source: RefSeq, a predicted model, not a curated record
CACAAGGUGUUUGACAUCGUGACAUUGUUUGUUCAUGACCACGUUAUUAUGCUGAUGUAAAGUCUAAGUUUUUUUUGUUGGUGCUGGACUGUAUAAUUUGUGCGGGAGCGCGCAUGUGAACGCGCACCCAGCGACGCGUCCUUUUUGUUUCCAUGGAGACCUCGGAGGGCAACAGAACACGGAGGGAAGGUGUCCGCGCGGAGUCUCGUUCUGAACCAGCUUCACCUUUAACUCCUCAAACGACGCGUUGACGUCGGAGGAGAUCUGGACUCUGCUUCAGUUACCGCUUCCGUUAUUUGCAGUGUGCUGAAUGACCCUGGAAGUUGCCACUUGGGAGAGAGAUGGAGAUUAGCUCUCAUACACUGCCACCCUCGUCACCAUGUCCUUCCACUUUUGAAGGGUCCCUACCGUUCUCCUCCUCACCGCGGCAGGCCUGCUCAGAUGGUCGUGUUUCACUCCCACUCUCACCUAUUUCGUUCCCCUCGUCCCCUACCUCACUUUCUCCAGCAACAGGCGAGUCGAUUCAUUCUUCCUCACCUCUUUCACACUGCUCAGCCUCUCACUGCCUCGAAGAACAAAACAUACAGUGCCUCAGCCUGGCGAACGUAUCUGACCAGGAUGACCUGACCUGCCUCAACUGGCUGCAUCAGAGGGGCAACCUGCUACCUCUGCAGUCCCUUCACAAAAUGACCCCACUGCCUCAGCUAGAGUCCUCUGUGCCCACCCGUCCUCUUCCUCCUGCCUCGUCCAAGCCACCGUACUCCUUCAGUAGUCUUAUUUUCAUGGCAAUAGAAGACUCUCCUGACAGGAGGCUUCCAGUGAAGGACAUCUACAAUUGGAUUGUGAAUAAUUUCCCCUACUACCGGACAGCUUCUGGAGGCUGGAGGAACUCUGUUAGACACAACCUGUCCCUGAGCAAGAGCUUCCGUCGUAUUCAGAGGGACAAGAGCCAGUCAGUGGGUAAGGGAUCGCUGUGGUGUGUGUGUCCAGAUUAUCGGCCGGCGCUCCUCGAGGUGCUGAGGAAGACCCACAGUUAUCACAGCACCAACAUCAAUCUGUUAAACAAGCCUGCACUGUUGGAGGGAGCUGAAUUUGGGGUGCCUGCAGUGUGCGACUCUAUGGAAAUGUCAGAUCCUCUCUCACAUGCCCUCCUACUCUCCACACCCUCAUCCCAAAUCCUGACCGCCGAUAACCCAACUUUCUCGGAAAACCCUUUGUGCCCUUUGACCCCAGAUCACGAGGAGCUCGUCACCAUGGAGUCGGUUGAAUACCAGCAGGGGGAGGUCAGUGAGGAGAUGGAGAAGGACCCCCUGUCAGACAGCGGGUACAUCGAGCUUCACUAUUACCAGUCUCACCAGUACCAGUACCUGGUGCUGCCGGGAGACACAGAGUUGGACCUGGAGACUGUGGAGAUCCUUCAGCUCGAUGCCGAGGCCCAGGAGGCUGCUGGGUCACUGCUGGACCUGGCAGGCGGCGGAUAUUAAUGUUACAUCCCAUUUAACAAUCACAACUGAUAGAAAGCUUCAGUCCAUUGUAAGCAAAUACUCCAACAAAAAAACAUAAAUAGGGAUUUAUGUUUUAAAGUCCUAAGUGAUAAUGGAUGGGGUGAUGAUGAUGAUGCAAGAUGGCUGCUUAAUCCUGAAACGUUGACACUGCCCUACGGCUUGUUUUGUAGUUAGGUAAAUAAUAUAGAUCAUCUUUUUGAUGGACAAACAAGAACAUGGAUCAUAUUACUUAAUAUGUGUUCAGGCACUUUCAAUGCAAAAGCUGAAUUUACCGCCGUACAAUACCAUACAUACAAUGACAACAUGGACAAAGACUUGUGAGUGUAAUGUUCAACUGAAAUAUGGGAGGGAAAAGUAUUAGUAGAGAAUGAGCUUCACAUACAAAACGUUCUGAUGUUUUCCACUGUGUUUUUUACUCUUUAAGUUCAUCACUCUCAGGGUGAAAGGAGUGCUUCCAACUCAAGUUGAAGUACAGUUUUUUAAUGAGGAUGUUUCCCAAGUUAAAGUAUGUGACCAAAUGUUCUUUAUAAGAAGGUUUUUAGAGGUUACUUUUUGAGCAAAAAAUCUUAAAAACAAACUUAAGUUGAAUAUCUUGUCCUUGACUAUGUUACAGUUACCCGUUCUGACAAUGCUGCCUUUUUAAAAGUAGUUGAUUAUAUUAACUGAUUUAAAAGUACUUUAAUUCAUAAUGUAGUUGCAAUUGUAGAUUGCUCUCAAAAAUUGGGCUAACGCCACUCAAUUAGUACCUCCAGUUUAAGUUCUGACUGAUUUUCUUCCGCCUGUUGUCAUUCUCCUGAUCAUAUAUGCUAGAGUUGAUUUAUGUAGGCUUCAUAUUGUUAUGUUACCGAAGUUCUACUGAUUUUCUGUGAAAACUUAGAUUGAAUCCUGUAAGAUAACUAAAUUGUCUUCAAUCAGGAAUAGUUUGAUUGGAAUUUUGAGUAAAAAUGCA